GUAUCCCACAAUCCUCUGGACUCAGCCGCCAUGUGGGCCGAUGCGCACGGGUGGGGGUGGGCGGUGUGGAGCCUAAACGAGCGGCUUAUCAGCGGGAGUCCGCUCUCCGGUAGCCCCGCGUCCGGUAGUCCUCUGUCCGGUUGUCCUUUCCGAUAAGGGAGAUAAGUAGGGCUCAGCGGAAGGAGAAAACAAAAAGGAGACGGGAGGGAAGGACGCAAGGAAAGAAAGAAAGAAAGAAGGAAGGAUAGGCGAGCGUUUUAAUACCAAAUCGGGACACAUGUUGAGCUAACGCCCCCCCCCCUCCUCCUCCUCCUCCUCCUCUUCCUCCCCCUCCUCCUCUCCCUCUUACCCCCUCCCCUCCAUACUUCUCCCAAAUGCAUCUGUUGCCUCGAUCGCUUUCCCGUUUCCGAUCCCUCCGCGGCCGGGUGCAGCGGGUCUCCUCUCCCGCUCCACCGUGAGGAUCCCUCCGCCCCGCGACCACCAUGGACCUCAGUAAAAUAGCUGUCAGCAUCAACAAGGCCAUCAACACACAGGAGGUGGCUGUCAAAGAGAAGCAUGCCAGGACCUGCAUCUUGGGCACCCAUCACGAGAAGGGCGGCCACACUUUCUGGGCGGCGAUCAACCGGCUUCCCCUCUCCAGCAACGCGGUGCUCUGCUGGAAGUUCUGCCACGUCUUCCACAAGCUGCUGCGAGACGGACACCCGAACGUGAUAAAGGACUCCAUGAGGAACAAGGCAGACUUAACGGAUAUGAGCAGGAUGUGGGGUCACCUGAGUGAAGGCUACGGGAAGCUGUGCAGCAUCUAUCUCAAGCUGCUCAUCACCAAAAUGGAGUUCCACAUCAAAAACCCUCGUUUCCCUGGCAACCUGCAGAUGUCGAACCGACAGCUGGACGAGGCGGGAGAGAACGACGUUAACAACUUCUUCCAGCUCACCGUGGAGAUGUUUGACUACCUGGAGUGUGAGCUCAACCUCUUCCUGGGGGUAUUCAGCUCCCUGGACAUGUCUCGGUCGGUGUCGGUGACGGCGGCGGGCCAGUGUCGCCUCGCCCCCCUCAUCCAAGUCAUCCUGGACAGCAGCCACCUGUACGACUACACCGUCAAGCUGCUGUUCAAGCUGCACUCCUGCCUCCCGGCGGACACUCUCCAGGGCCACAGAGACCGCUUCCAGGAACAGUUUAAGAAGUUAAAGGGUCUGUUCUAUCGCUCCAGUAACUUGCAGUAUUUCAAAAGGCUGAUUCAGAUCCCACAGUUGCCUGAGAAUCCUCCUAACUUCCUGCGUGCGUCGGCUCUGUCUGAGCACAUCAGCCCCGUGGUCGUGAUCCCGGCAGAGUCGUCGUCCCCGGAGUCAGAGCACAUGGUGGAGACAGACGACCUGGUGGACACAGACGUCCCCGUGCUGCCGGUUGCUUUGGAGACCAAGUUCGACGACCUGUUCGGCACCUCGGCUGCUGUCGACCCGUUCAACUUCAACAGUCAGAACGGCUUGAGGAAGGACGACAAGGAUCGUCUGAUUGAGCAGCUGACCAGGGAGAUCCAGGCCCUCAAAGACGAGCUGGAGUCUUUCCGACUGGAGAGCGGUCGCUUGUGUCAAGCUCUGAGGGGACGCGUCAACGAGCUGGAGGCGGAGCUCGCCGAGCAGAGCCACCUGAGGCUGCAGGCCACGGGGGAGAGCGAGUUCCUGAGGGCGGAGCUGGACGACCUGCGGAGGGUCCGAGAGGACACGGAGAAGGAGCAGCGGAGCCUGACGGAGAUAGAGAAAAAGGCUCAAGCCAAUGAGCAGCGCUACAGCAAACUGAAGGAGAAGUACUCAGAGCUGGUUCAGAGUCACGCCGACCUGCUGAGGAAGAACGCGGAGGUCACCCGGCAGAUGACGGUGGCUCGGGCAGCACAGGACGAAGUGGACGCGGUGCGGAGAGAGAUGCAGGAGAAGGUGAAGGCCGCUCAGGAGGUCGCAGGCCGACAGGAGAGGGAGCAGCUGGAGCAGCUGCAGGAGCUGCAGAGGCAGCUGGUGUCCAGCCGGACCGAGCUGGACUCUCUGAAGACCACCGCUGCCUCGUCACAACAGUCGAGCGAGGUGCUCGGUACCCAGCUGGUCGCCCUGGAGUCCGAGAAGGCGGAGCUGGUGCAGUCCAUGUCCAAGGUGGAGGCGGAGCUGGCUGUCCGUGGGGAGGAGCUACAGCGGGUCCAGAGCUCUUUGGCGACCGAGAGGGAGAGCGGGGUGAAAACGGCCGAAGCCCUGCAGAAUCAGAUCAAUGAGAAGGAGAGCAGGGAGCAGGCCUUGGAGAGCCAGCUGGUUUCGGCUCGCUGGUCCAGCCUGCAGGGAGCGGUGGAGGAGGCGGAGAUGAUCAUCCAGGAUUCGCUGGCUCAGAUAGACGACCCGGCGCACAUCAGCUGCACCAGCUCGGCGGACUACCUAGCAUCCCGAUGUCAGGCCGCUUUAGACUGCAUGGACCGACUCCAUUCUGCCAAAGAGGCCUUCCUCACUGACAACACAGGUGUAUCUGCGCUGGUACGAGUGGUGACACAGUGUGGCCACCUGGUGGGGGACACCAUCGUUCAGGGUAGUGCCACCUCCCACAUGGUGCCCGUGGAGCAAGCUGAUGCGCUGUCGGACAGCGUGAAGGCUUGCGGGGCUGAAGCUCUGGCUCUGCUGGGCCAGAUGAAGCAGCAGAGCAGCAUGUCCGCGGCGGACAGCGGCAAGCUGAGGGCGGCUCUGGAGGCCAUCCUGGCCACGGCAGAGAAGCUGCGCCCUCGGGGUCUGGAGCUGCAGCAGGGGGAGCUGGGAGAUCUAGUGGAGAAGGAAAUGGCUUCCACUUCGGAAGCUGUGGAGUCGGCCGCUGCCAGGAUAGAGGAAAUGCUCAACAAUUCUCGAGCAGUUGAUACUGGAGUCAAGAUGGAAGUCAAUGAGAGGAUUCUGGGUGCCUGCACAGAGCUGAUGCAGGCGAUCAAGCAGCUGGUUCUGUCUUCCAAAAAUCUGCAAAAGGACAUUGUGGAGGGUGGCAGGGGGGCGGCGUCCACGAAGGAAUUUUACGCCAAGAACUCCCGCUGGACCGAAGGCCUGAUCUCUGCCUCCAAAGCAGUGGGAUGGGGCGCCACGGUCAUGGUAGACGCUGCCGAUCUGGUGGUGCAGGGCAAAGGGAAGUUUGAGGAGUUGAUGGUGUGCUCACACGAAAUAGCUGCCAGCACAGCGCAGCUAGUGGCUGCCUCCAAGGUAAAAGCAGACAAGGACAGCGCCAACCUGCAGCGCCUGCAGAAGGCGUCCCGCGGCGUCACACAGGCCACCGCCGCCGUCGUGGCCUCCACCAAGUCGGGGAAGUCCCAGGUUGAAGAAAAAGAUACGAUGGACUUCUCUAGCAUGACUCUCACCCAGAUCAAACGACAGGAGAUGGACGCGCAGGUCCUGGUUCUGGAGCUGGAGACCCGCCUGCAGAAGGAACGCGAGCGCCUCGGCGAGCUGAGGAAGAAGCAUUACGAGCUGGCCGGAGUAGCCGAGGGCUGGGGCGAUCAAGAAGAAGGGUGAGACCCGUCAUCGCUGACCCCCCCCCCGACUCCACCAGAAGACCGGCUCAUAUUUAAACCGUUUCACACUCUUUCUUUCUUGUUUUCUUCUCUCUCUCUCUUUCUUCUUUCUGUUGUCGAAGCCGAAUUAAAAGGUGGUUCUUUUCUAAGCCUGUUUCUCCAACAAUGUCCAAGGCUUCAGCGACAGGAAGAGGAACCAAUGCGUGGGAGGGGGGGCGCAUCUUCAUGGUGUCACACCCCUCCACGUCAUGCCUCUCCACCAGGUGCACGUUGGAAACAGUCUUUUUCGCGCCCGUGUUUUAGUUUUUUUGAUAAUGGCUCUCCGUCGAGGAGACGCAAAAAAAAAGCACAAGCUCUACUCAAGACAUCCCAGAAUGCACUGCACAAGGGCCAACCCCCCUAGCUCCAUUAAACCAGACUGUGCUCGCCCCCUCCCUCCGUUGUCUGCCUGUGACGUAGAUGGCCUGCUCUCCUCUCUUGUGAGGCUGUCUGUCCGUCUUAAUCUUCCUCCCUAGUUUCUUCCUCACUGUGACUUCUCACCUUAUCGAGUCCACACUGGUGCACUGGACUUUCUGCCUUUCACCUCUCUACCAUUAACGACCGUGACUGUUGACUCCAGCCGAUUCCUAAAUUUUUUUUUUCUUUUUUUUAUAUUUCCUCUCAAUCUUUCUUCUAACGGACGCUUGCAUGGAAACUGUUGAAUCGGCUCCAAAAAGCUGCAGUACUUUCAGAAAAGCAAAGUUGCACCGUUUUUCCUCUCAACAGUCUUGUCCCUGUGAGCUUUGAGACUGCCAACUACCUGAUGAAUGCUACAUGGUCAGAGGCAGCGGUGCAUCGUGGGUAGGACUGAUGAAAGAGACAGUUGUUGCUCAAACUCCGGAAGACAUGAGGUCACUUCUUUCAUUUGACUCCUCGCGGCGAGGUUGAUUUUUGAUUUUUCCCUGAAGGAAGGACCAGAAAAUCUGCAGUAGCAACAAACGGAAAAGCCUGAAAAGUUUGAAUGUCGUGACCUUUCUUCAAGAUGCAUGGACGUUUAUUCAUGAGAUGUUGUAUCCGGUGUGUCACAUGAUCCUGCCUCUUCAGAUGCCCUGCAGGACAAUAGCUUCCUGUAUAGCUGUGUAUAUAAACUACAAGCCUUCUUUUGUUGGAAAUAAUAUUUUGCUUUCGUUUAAUCUAAAAGCAUUCAUGAGCAUUACUUUUUUCAAGGGUUCAGUUUAAUUGAAUGAGGACUGGUGCACUCGCGAGCCCCAGCGGACGGACGGACGGAGGGAGGGUGGACGGACUUUAAACUUGUUGUUGACGCUGUGAGGAGACCAAGAGACGAGGAGGCGUCCGUUCGAUGACUCCCUUGGAGUCUCUCUCUCUCUCUCUCUUUCUUAACAUACUUUGUUUUGACGCUCUGCUUCAGCUGUGUAUCUUUUAAAAAAAAGAAAAAGUUGCGACACUGGUUUAUUUAACAGAUGCUGGUCAAAUGGUAUUUGCCAAUCAUUCUUAAAAACUAGUUUUAAACUACUUGCAGGAGCAGAUGGGUGCGUCUAAAAAUUGUUUUAUUGGACAGACUUUGAAAUAUUUUUUGUAAUUAACAGCACCCAUCGUUUGCCCCAAGCAGCUUAAAGAAACUAAGUAUUAAUUGUAUUACUGUUGGGUCCAGGUCUAUCUGUAUUUAAUAAUGAUUUAACCUGCUCUGUCACUUCUUUCACACCCGGGGAGCUGAUUUCAAGAGAAAUUGCAAUGUAAAACAAAAAAAAAGACACAUUUUAUAUUCUAUUUUAAAAUGUCUAGAAAGAUGAAUUGAAUGCACCUUGAGGGUUGUCAGGUUAUGUUUUUUCCCAAAUAUUCUUAAUGAAUCUCUCUGUCUCUGUAUCUGUCUCUCUCUCUGUCCCUUACUGUCUCUCUCUCUGUCCCUUUCUGUCUCUGUCUCUCUCUCUGUCCCUUUCUGUCUCUGUCUCUCUCGUCAGCUCAGCCAGCCUUUCAAACUGCCUCACACUGUAGUCAAAGAGAAACAAAUACUUACAUAGCAACGUUGAAAUAUGUCUUUGUAUGAUAUCUAUACUAAAAACUAUGUUGGUGGGUUUGUUUUUAUUUUUUCAGUUUUUAAAAUAAAUAUUUCAACUCAACAAUA
Messenger RNA from Pungitius pungitius (ninespine stickleback), 5642 nucleotides. It is a transcript of the gene hip1, whose product is annotated as huntingtin interacting protein 1. The coding region runs from base 483 to 3521 and encodes 1012 amino acids. Lineage: Eukaryota; Metazoa; Chordata; Actinopteri; Perciformes; Gasterosteidae. Gene Ontology annotation, molecular function: actin filament binding; phosphatidylinositol-3,4-bisphosphate binding; clathrin light chain binding. Gene Ontology annotation, cellular component: actin cortical patch; presynapse; clathrin-coated vesicle. The transcript has 31 exons. The record is from RefSeq and is a predicted model, not a curated record. Gene Ontology annotation, biological process: actin filament organization; endocytosis; clathrin coat assembly.